Portunus trituberculatus (swimming crab) is the source of this 3155-nucleotide messenger RNA. RefSeq names its product ras and EF-hand domain-containing protein homolog. Gene Ontology annotation, molecular function: calcium ion binding; GTPase activity; GTP binding. Bases 804 to 3062 code for a protein of 752 amino acids. The transcript has 18 exons. NCBI's taxonomy places the organism in Eukaryota, Metazoa, Arthropoda, Malacostraca, Decapoda, Portunidae. The record is from RefSeq and is a predicted model, not a curated record.
AUAUGAUCACAGGUGUGUGAAGCUACAAGUGCUUAACCAAAUCUUCCCUUUCAGAGUUUUUUAUUUCUCCUUUAAAUGUUGCAGUAUUUUGGUGUCAUAGUCCUGCGUUUACCAAUGAAUUACUCGCAUGUUCCCAUCACCUGGUUCCAUUUACCUGGCGUUCCUCACCUGGCUGCUCCCUCAUCUGCUUACCCCUCCCUCACCUGGACUCAACCCGACCUGGACCCUUUCCACCCAGCGCUCUUCCUCCUGGCGCUCUCCUUCAUGAGAAGCAAAUGAGGAAUUACCACAAUCCUAAGCUGCUCAACUCGCCCCGUGAUUCCUUCGCCCUCAGCCUCAUCCUUUUAUCCUGCUGCGUCAUUCCCGGCCACUGCUGAAGUAGCUACCCGGUACGUGUCGCCGCAUCCUCGACCAUUCCUAACCAUUUCCUUCAGUGAAUGAAAAUUGAUUGCGCCACGCUCCCAAGAAAUUCUAAUUGGCAAAAGAGAACAACAGCAUGGUAAGGACAGAUAAACCGAAAGACAGACGCCACUGAGAAAGUUUUUUUGUGUGUUGGUGGAAUGGUUUGAGUAAAGGCGCUACAUUCCACUGUAAACUAGUGAAGGUGAAAAAUAAAACUUGAUGUGAUGCAAAAAGUCCGGUGAGAACAAGAAAAGGGAAACAGUGUAAAGUUGCUUUUGAUUAAGUGAACGUUAUUGAGAUAUGUGAUAGUAAACGAGUGCUAAGUGAUCCGCCUCUCCAAUGACGAGCUGAAGGGAGACGUGAGAGAUUCUGGUGAUCGAGAAACAUCGUCGGCUGGAGAGAUGAGCAAUAACAAUACGAUGACGACCAUAACUACGACGACGACGACUGGGGCAACAGCCUCUGAACAGUUGCUCGCCCUCUUCAGUGCCUGCGACAAGCAAGGUAAAGGCUUCAUCGUGCGGGAGGAGCUGCGGGACUUGUGCUCCAGCUUGGCCAUUGCUGACGAGGACUCCGAUGUCAUAUUCACUGACCUAGACCAAGAUAAGGACGGCAAGAUCAGCUACAAGGAGUUCUCCAAGGGAUUCAUUGAGUUCCUCCACCGCGACACCGAGAAGACAGAAAAGCAGGUCUCCAAUGGAACCAACGGAACGGAGGAGAGAGAGGACGCGCCGGAACAGACUGAGGGGAAGGAAGGCUGUGAGCAGAGUGAAAGGCGCAGGCGGGCGAGCGUUCAUCAGGCGUGGAGUGCUCUCACCAGCAACCUGCCCGAACUCUCCAAGUCGUGCCUCGUAACAAGCAAGAGCGGCGCUCAGAUCAAGGAGUUACUGACAGACCUGCAAACCUCGGCACCUGAAGAUGUCACCUCCCGCGUCAGCACUGUUCUGUCCACGCUGCUGCAGGAGAUCGAGCAGGUUCAGGAGCACCACAAAAGGCUCGAGGUGCUUUAUCAGAAAGAGCGGCAGCACCACGCCACUGCACUCAAGUCCCUGGAGAGCGAGCUGGAGGACCAGGUGGCCAAGGUGGAGCAGAAGGCGAAGAUGGAGGCGCGGCAGGAAAGUGAGGAGGAGAAGAGACAGCUGCAGGACCAGAUGGAGCAGGAAAUGGCGGAGCUGCAGACACAUUUGAAGAUAUUUCAGAAGGUGGACUCAUGGCUCAAGAAGGAGGAGGAGGGCGGCGGGGACAGGGUGCAGGAGGUAAGGAGGAAGCUGGAAGAUGCAUAUCAUGACAACCGUACCCUCAACAUGACCCUACACGAGACGACAGCAAAUCUAGGCCUAAUGAGAUCAGACUUGGCUCAAAUGCGACUUCAAUAUGAGGAGAAGUGCAGGGAGUUACAUAACGAGCGGGAGACGGUGCUGGAGUAUAUGCACCAAUACGAUCACAUGAAGAGGCAGAUGGAGCUUUUACAUGAGGCCAACAAGAGGCUGCAGGACACCAAUGACAGUAUGCGCAGCGCUCUGGAGACGGAAUGGCGCCACUCCCCCUUGACCUCCCGAGCCUCCAGCACCAGGUCCAACUCCCUGCAGCGGUCCAAGGAGCGCAGAAGGAGCCACAGCCGCUCCAGGUCGCCGCACGUACCCAUUCUCUCUUCUCAGGACAGUGAAGGGGGACUCAAGUACGGCAUCAGGAGACUUAUGGACGACCUCGACUCCGGCCUCUCUACACUGCCAGACUCAGCCGAGGACGGACCGCACUCCCACGACGAACUCAAGUUUUCUGAGCCUGAGGGACCCAUGUCGCUGGAGGAGGAAAUCUGUAGCCUAGAGUCAAGGUCACCGCCCAUCACUCAAGCAGCAGACCACGCCCCCACCCACCCCACCUCCACGCCCUCUUCCGCCACGCCCUCGCCCCCACCUAUUCACGAAACCGGCACUCCCACGUUAAAAUCCAGGCGGACGAGGCGGGAAGGCAGCGAUAAAAAUGCAUCCAGCCUCGAGCACCAUGACAACGCCCAGGCCAAAGUCGCAAGCAACGAGGUGAUGGGGCCCCCGGAGAGGACUUACAAAGUGGUAUUCGCCGGCGACGCUGCAGUAGGGAAGUCCACCUUUAUCGUCAGGCUGUGUAAAGGCUACUUCGUCAACAACAUUGCCUCCACUCUAGGUGUGGACUACAAGGUGAAGACGCUGAGUGUAGACGAGAAGAAUAUUGCCAUCCAGCUGUGGGAUACUGCGGGCCAGGAACGCUUUCGCUCCAUCACCAAGACCUACUUUCGGCGCGCUGACGGUGUUCUGCUACUCUUCGACGUGACCAGCGAACGAUCCUUCCUGAACGUGCGCCAGUGGAUCCAGAGCAUUGAUGACACGUGCCAAACCCGCGUGCCCCUCGUGCUGUGCGGCAACAAGGAGGACAUGAGGGCCACCGCCGCGGCAGACGGCAGAAGCACCGUCAGCCUCACAGAAGGAGAGAAGCUCGCCAGGGACUGUGGAGCGUUCUACAUCGAAACUUCGUGCAAGACUGGCAUAGGUGUGAUGGACGCCCUGGUGCAGCUGGCGAGACAAAUGGUGACAACCGAGGACGUGGAGAUACAGACUUCAGCCCUCAAAGUGUGCGCCGCUGACCAGAAGAGAUCCUGCUGCGGUGGGAGAAAGGAUGUGUGAGUCUGACGGCGGCGCAGAAGAAGGAGAAAGAAAGAGAGGGAGGGUUGAAAGGAAGGAACAUGACAAUACGACAGGGAAAAACAAAGUUAAGGG